Molecule: messenger RNA, 1257 nt
Organism: Dibothriocephalus latus
Lineage: Eukaryota; Metazoa; Platyhelminthes; Cestoda; Diphyllobothriidea; Diphyllobothriidae
Source: the annotation of a GenBank genome assembly
UCCUUGGUGCAGGCCAAGUACGCCUACAAGGCUGCUCAACCGGACGAGUUAACUUUCGAGGAGAACGCUCUGAUCGAGGUCUUGAACCACGAGGAGGAGGGCUGGUGGCGUGGUCGUCUGACUGCCUCUGGCGUCGAAGGUCUAUUCCCUGUCAACUAUGUUCAGCCCUAUACUAACGCUCUGAGUGACGGCGUUUCUGCCUCGCCCACUGCCGCGGCAGCCUCUUCUUCGGCACCGAAGCCAUCGGCUGUCAUUAUGGCCAGAACGCUGGCCUUCAAAAGAAAUUGGCGCGAGCAUCUUCUGUUUUGCAAUCAGAUUUUUUACGAUGAAUUGGAACGGAGGAAUGUCGGUACCGCUGUGCUCAGUGAGAUUUUUGGUCGUUGGCCCUCGCUCGUUCUCUUAUCUCAGGCUUUUUACAAAGAACUGAAUGAGCGAAGACCGCAGCUAGUGAGCGGGGAGUCAGAAAUCAUUGGAGACAUCAUGUUCAGUCAUUUGCCCAGAUGUUUCAUCUACCGGGACUUUUGUGCUACCCAGGAUGCCGGUCUUCUUCGAUUGAAGAAACUCUGCGAGGAACAGCCUGCAUUAGGGAAGCUCAUUAAGGACUGCGAACGACGCACUCGGGCGGGUGUGCUGCCACUAGCCAGUUACUUUAUAAAACCGGUUCAGCGAAUCUCGAAGUAUAAACUUAUGCUUGAGAAGAUUCUCAAGUACACGUCAGAUAGCCAUCCUGAUUUAAAGAAUCUGCAGCAAUCCUUCCAGUUGGCCUCUGUUGUUCUUGAUGCCUGCAAUGAGGCUGUGCGGAAUCGCGAGAAUGUGGAGCAGUUGUUCCUCCUGCAGGAGCGUGUCAUCUUUACCACUGCAGUCCCCGAGAUAACCUUCUUCGAUCAGAUUGCGUAUUUAGGAUCGCGCUCUCUGAUGCUGUCGGGAAAAUUGUUUAAGGUCAAAUCGGGCAAGGAGCUAAUCGUUUUCCUCUUUAACGACAUGCUCUUUCUAACCGUGCUGCAUAACAGUAAAGAGCCCAUCACUCUUCCUCUUCGAUCUUCGCCGAAACUAAGAGCCAAACUGAAAGUCUACCGUGAACCCUUCUAUUACAAUGAUGUGAGUCUAGGGUCACCGCGCCCAGAGAUUAUGUCCACGCUGUGGACGUUGUGCCCUACUUCGUUCCAGCGCUUCGUUUUCUGUUUCCCUCGAAUGGCCUGGAAAGCAAAGUCCCGGUAUUUGGAAAUUCGGAGCCUACACACAACCCACACCGAUUGA